GAUUUCAUACUCCCACCUUCGGGGACACCGAGAAGAGCAGCAUGGAGCAGGAGCACUUCUCCUGGCCUCAGUAAGCACAAGAUGUCCAUCUCAGGUGGCAGGCACUGGCAGAGCAAGGCUGACCCUUUCAGUGUGGUGGCUGUCUCCUUGGUGAGCCAACUGUCUGACCAGCGGAAGAUGAGCGAGUCACCUCUCAGCUGGUUCAGAGGGGUGUAUUUACCCGCUGCGCUGCACCCUUUAAACAAGACGUUAGUCAUGGGUGGCAAGUGGAAGGAUGUGGAUAGCACUCAGGAAAAGCGCAGGUCCUUCCUGCAUGGCUUCUGUAAGAAAUACAACAGCAGAAAGAAGCUGCAAACCCACCUUGUGCACCUGGUGUCAAGAAUUUAUGUGGAGGACAGGCAUAAGGUCCUAUACUGCGAAGUGCCGAAAGCAGGCUGCUCCAAUUGGAAAAGGGUCCUCAUGGUGCUCAAUGGACUCGCUGCUUCAGCACACAACAUUUCACAUGAUGACGUGCACUAUGGAAAGCAUCUAAGGAAACUGGACAGUUAUGACCUAAAAGGGAUAUACACACGUUUGAACACGUACACCAAGACUAUAUUUGUACGUGAUCCUAUGGAAAGACUGGUAUCUGCCUUCAGGGAUAAAUUUGAACACCCAAACAGCUAUUACCAUCCAGUAUUUGGGAAGGAAAUAAUUAAGAAGUAUAGACAAAAUGCAAAUGAAGAGGCAUUGAAAACAGGAUCGGGAGUUAAGUUCAAGGAGUUUAUCCAAUAUCUGUUAGAUUCCCAUCGCCCAGUAGGAAUGGACAUUCAUUGGGAGCAAGUCAGUAAGCUCUGCUAUCCCUGCCUCAUCAACUAUGAUUUUAUAGGAAAGUUUGAAACCCUGGAAGAAGACGCCAACUACUUUUUGCAGCUGGUAGGUGCUCCAGCCGAGCUGAAGUUUCCUAAAUUCAAAGACAGACAUUCCUCUGACGAGAGAACAAGUGCAGAAGUAGUGAGGCAAUACUUAAAAGAAUUGUCUAAGGAGGAGAGACAGCUGACCUAUGACUUCUAUUACUUGGAUUACUUAAUGUUCAAUUAUACAUCACCAAUUGUAUAGCACCAGAAUAGCUUCAGGCUUCUAUUAGUUAUUUAUCAUUUUGA
Antrostomus carolinensis (chuck-will's-widow) is the source of this 1142-nucleotide messenger RNA. RefSeq names its product carbohydrate sulfotransferase 9 (gene CHST9). The annotation marks the transcript as partial. Gene Ontology annotation, molecular function: sulfotransferase activity. The transcript has a single exon. The record is from RefSeq and is a predicted model, not a curated record. Gene Ontology annotation, cellular component: membrane. Gene Ontology annotation, biological process: proteoglycan biosynthetic process; carbohydrate biosynthetic process. Lineage: Eukaryota; Metazoa; Chordata; Aves; Caprimulgiformes; Caprimulgidae.